Messenger RNA from Drosophila serrata, 916 nucleotides. RefSeq names its product trypsin-1. The record is from RefSeq and is a predicted model, not a curated record. Lineage: Eukaryota; Metazoa; Arthropoda; Insecta; Diptera; Drosophilidae. Gene Ontology annotation, molecular function: serine-type endopeptidase activity. Gene Ontology annotation, biological process: proteolysis.
UGUCAUGGGACAGAGUUCACAGCUCGCACGGCUCGUCCAGCUCCUGCUAGCCACUGCCUUCGCCUUGGCCUCUGCGGACCCUGGAAAGAUCGUCAAUGGCACCGCCGCCUCGCCCGGGGAAUUUCCUUUCAUUGUUUCCCUGCGCCGUGCCAAAAGUGGGCACCACUCCUGCGGUGCCACGCUGCUUAACUCCCACUGGGUGCUGACUGCCGGCCAUUGUGUGCGUGGCUCCUCUCCGGAGCAGCUAAACCUUCAAUAUGGAAGUCAAAUAUUGGAACGGAAUGCCACCCAGCUGCUCCGCGUGGCAGGAAUCUUCGUCCAUCCCGGUUACGAACCGGAAGACAAGUACGCCAACGACAUCGCCCUGCUGCAGCUGGCCGAUCGAGUGACAUUUAGCCAACGUGUCCAGCCAGUACGACUUCCCGAGCCACGACAAACCACGCCCGGCAAUAUCAGUGUUAUCCUAGCGGGAUGGGGUUUGAAUAAGACGGGCGGCUCGGUGCAGGAGCAACUGCAAAAGGUCCAGCUGCAGGUGUUCAGCGACAAGGAGUGUAGUGAGCGGCAUCAGGUUCAGCUCCAUGACAGCCAGAUCUGUGCGGGUUUGCCCGAGGGCGGCAAGGGUCAGUGCAGCGGUGAUUCCGGUGGCCCCCUAAUCCUCACCGAUAACAACGGUGGCUCCACUCAGAUUGGGAUCGUUUCGUGGAGCAAAAAACCCUGCGCUCGGCCACCCUAUCCUGGAGUCUUUACGGAGGUCUCUGCCUACGUCGACUGGAUUGUAGAGACAGUGGGCAGCUCUUCGACACCAUCGUCGCUUUGGAUUGGCCACCUCAUCGUGGGACGCUCACCGCCGCCUAAACUGGACAGCUUCUAGACGGGAUUCUCUCGAGCCACAAUAAAAAACUACCGAUUCACGUAA